AUGGGGUUAACCAAGGAGGACAUCCUGAGGAGGUUAGUUCGAAGUCGGUCGGUAAGGGAGGAUUCAGGUGCCGUAUGGAAAAGAGAUGACGGGGACGGAGGGGAGUAUGUAGGCGAGGGUGAGGGUGGUGCGGUGUCGGCUGUUGAAGUUACUGCUAUGGAAUUAGUGUUUGGGCAGGCAUGCCCUCGGCCAUGCCCUGGCCAUGUGGGCGCCAGCUCCAGCCCCCCCCCUGCACUGGGCGGAAGGCAGCAGCAGUUCAAGUUCCUGGACUGGCUGAUCGGCGGCUGCGUCGUGGGCGCCAGCUGCGGCGCGCCUGCAGACCGCCACGUAGAGUAUGAAGGGUACGACGGAUGGUACAACAACCUGGCCAAGCCCAGCCAGGGCGCUGUAGACACGCCGCUCCUGCGCCUCCUGCCCCCCGCCUACGAGGAUGGCGUGUACCAGCCCGUCAGCAGGAAGGCCAACCCCCUUGAAGUGAGCGAGAAGCUGAUGCGCGGCCAGAACGGCAGGAUGUCGAAGGGCGGCCGGACAGCCUUUCUCCUGUUCUUCGGUCAGCAAGUUGUUGAAGAGAUACUUGAUGCGCAAGGCCCUGGCUGCCCGCCCGAGUACUUCAACAUCGACAUCAAGAGUGACCAUGACUUUGCGAGGAGCCCCAAGCUCAAAGUUAUGCCACUUCUUCGCACUCGCUACGACAUGACCACAGGAUUCUCCCCCAAUAACCCCAGACAGCAGCUGAAUGAGAUCACGCCAUACUUGGAUGGCGGCCUUGUGUACGGAACCAGCAAGGGCUGGGCGGACGCACUCAGGACAUUCGCGAACGGCUCGUUGGCUCCAGAUGGCCUCCUAGCCUGGCAUGACCAGCUAGGCGAAGGGUUCCCUGCUGAGAACGCGCAGCGCCUCCCAUUGGCCAACCCGCCGCCGCCCACCAACCACUCCAGCUACGUCACGCAGCAGGAGACGGCGAAAGUGGACCGUUUCUUCAAGCUCGGAAACCCUCGCGGCAAUGAAAACCCCUUCUUGCUGACCUUCGGCGUCGUGUGGUUCCGAUGGCACAACCACGUCGCCAGGUACCUCAGGAGUGUCCAUCGUGGUUGGUCGGGUGAGAGAAUAUUCAAUGAAGCUCGUAAGUGGGUGAUCGCAACAUACCAGGCAGUGGUGUUCUAUGACUGGUUACCCAGGUACAUGCACACGUCCCUGCCUAAGUAUCAAGCUUACCGGCCCACUGUAGACCCCCAAGUGAGCCACAUCUUCCAGUCCGCCGCGAUGAGGUUUGGCCAUACACUGGUAACCUCUGGAGUGUACCUGCGGGAUAAGAACGGACAAGGCUGCACUCCACUGCCCUUUGAGUUAACUGCGCCUGAUGGCUCCUCGCAGCGCCGCGUUGUGGGUGUCAGGACAUGUAAUUCUUUCUGGAGAUCACCGGAACUCUUCACCCGAGACCCUGCCAACUUUGAGCGGUUCUUGAUGGGCCUCAGCAGCCAGAGCACUGAGGAAGAAGACAACAUAAUAGUCGACGAUUUGCGCGGCCGGGUGUUUGGCCCGCUGGAGUUUUCUCGACGAGACCUGAUGGCCAUCAACAUCCAGCGCGGACGCGACCACGGCCUCCCCGACUACAACACUGCCAGGAGGCACUUCGGGCUCGCCACGCUCGACUCCCUCGACGUGAAGGAAUACAAGCAAAAGACGGGCACCCACGUCGAGGACCAGGUUCUGACGUCACUGCGGUCCCUUUACGACGACGACCCUUCCAGCGUCGACAUCUGGCCCGGUGGACUCCUGGAGACGCGGAAUGGCCCUGGACAACUCUUCGCCAAAGUGAUCUUGGACCAGUUCGAAAGGAUACGCGAUGCCGACAGAUUCUGGUUCGAAAACAGCAAAUCCGAUUUAUUUACCCAAGAGGAAAGGGAUCGUCUUGGGCAGGUGAGAAUCAUCGACGUGAUCCUCUCCAUCACGGACCUCGAGCCGUCCGUCGACAUCCAGGAGGACCCCUUCACGGCCGUGCAUCAGGCCAACGGUGUCGGCGACACGUGUGCGGAGCAGCUGUCUGUUCCCAGAAGCUGCACACUGCAUAACAACGUCACCACAACCUGCAAGUAUCUGCCUCAGAUUUCGGACUCGAACGCCGAAGAGUGCACGAAGCCCGAGACCUACGACUACUUCUCAGGAUCUGAAGUGUCUUACAUUCUCGUACUGUUCUUUUUGCUCGGACUUUGUUUUGCGACUGUGGUUGUUGUGAAGGUCAUGGCUGUUAUGAAAGUAAAACGCCACACCAAGAAGGCAUUCUCGUCGUUCAAAAUCCAGGAAGGUUCUCACAAAGCAAAAGAGCGCGUGACUCUAAGGGAGAGCCGGUACGUUGUAGUCCGGCUGGAGCAAGAGUCGCGUCGCAUCGAAGUGACCGGGACGGGGCAAGAGCGAUUGCGGAUUAUCGAUCUCAGCAAUGUGCAAGAGAUGAAGGUUCGUCACCUCCAGGAUUUCACACAGAUGGUAAUCUGUGUGUCUAACCAUUAUGACCUGUUUCUGAGUUUCCAAGAUGGUUGGCAUGCAAAGAGACUUCACAAGGAGUUGACUGAAUUCUGCCAAAACCUUGGCAUAAAUUUAACUCUGAGCCCAGAGUCCAAGACUUCGCUACAAUUUGGCAUAGUUACAGUCAAGCAGAGGGAAAAACAGCUGGCCGAUUUUUCGAGGGUUGUUCUGUCCAACGCAUUUGGGUCCAGCAAGCAAGCCGACGUGGCAGCAAACCUAAUUGCCAUGGGUAGUCACAACAAAAAUUACUUCCUAUCCAUGGAACUUACGCAGGUAGAACUCGCUAACCAACUUGGGAUGUUACCUGACUCCGUCUUCGUUAAACAGCUCUUCCGGCUGAUGGACCAGGACAGCAAUGGUUUCAUAACGCUUAAAGAAUUUUGGGAUGUGAUGGUUGUGUUCGCUCGUGGGAAGCCAGAGGAGAAAGCUAGGCUCAUCUUCAACAUCUACGACAUCUCCCGCACAGGCCAGCUGUCUGCGCCGGACUUGGUAGGCAUGGUCAGGUCUACCCUGGGAAGCGAAAGCAAGAACCAGGACCUCAACCACAUCGUGCAGACGAUGCUGCACUCCGUUGGCGUCAGCGCUGACCAGCCCAUCAACUUUGAACAGUUCCAAAAGAUAUUCAACACAAGGAGUGACGUCUUUAAUCACGUUCAGAUUGAUGUGCUGGAAAUGUCACGUAAAAGUAAUUCUCGCUUCAGCCUCUACGAUGAGAUCCCUACAGGAGGUUUCGCUGCCGAGGCAGCUCGGAAGGAGUACGACGAGGCUCGCCAGGAGGUGCUGACCCAGGAGGAAAGUGAUGAAGUUCCAAAGGACAAAUUGUGGUUGUGUGUCGAGCUGUCCGAGAGCUUUCGGUCCAUCGUGAACAACAUCAAGAACAAGCAACAGACUCUUUUCUGGGGAACAUUGUAUACUAUCGUAAUGCUGCUCAUAUUUGCCGAGAGGGCCUAUUAUUACACCAUAGAGCGCGAGCACGCCGGUCUCCGCCGCAUUGCCGGUCUGGGGGUCACCGUCACUAGAGGAGCUGCAUCAGCCAUGAUGUUCACUUACUCCACGCUCCUAGUCACAAUGUGCCGCAAUGUACUGUCAUUCCUACGGUCAACAAUGUUGCAUCGCAUUUUUCCAUUCGACAAUAUGGUGGAUUUUCACCGAUACAUCGGAGCCUGGGCCCUGUUCUGGACGCUGGUGCACAUUAUUGGGCACUGCAUCAACUUCUACCACAUAUCCACGCAGACAGCCAUGGACCUGGCUUGUAUUUUUAGGGAUUUCUUUAGGGGUACUCACGUGUUACCCAAGUUCCACUACUGGUGCCUGCAAACCAUCACGGGCCUCACGGGCGUCCUGCUUACCAUCCACACGCCGCUAUACGUUUUGCGUUUUUUUGCACGGCGGCAUUUUUCGGGCUCUUCUGGCUCCCCCCAACACCGUAUUCUUUUGGGUCAUGGUUUCCUGGGUCUGGCAGCUCAGACAACCAAAAAAAUGAUAUUUGCUCUAUGUUUACAUCAAAGGUGGUGCCAGAUGACAAAAUGGAACCAUCAAGUGACUGAAUUAACCCCGCAACUAUACUUGGAAGGAUCAAAGCACACAAAAAGAGAAGUUCUCCCGGGUCGCAAAAGGAAAAUCUUUUUCCGCAUGAAUGUACGCGAGCACGCCGGUCUCCGCCGCUUUGCCGGUCGGGGGGUCACCGCCCUAAGGAGCUGCAUCACCAUGUGUUCACUUACCCCACGCCCUAGCCCACAUGUGCCGAAAUGUCAACAAAUUUUCUGCAUUUUUCCAUUCGACAAUAGGUAUUUUCACCGAUACUCGGAGCCUGGCCCUGUUUUGGGCGCGGGGCACAUUAUUGGGCACUGCAUCAACUUCUACCACAAUCCACGCAGACAGCCAUGGGCCUGGCUUUGUUUACCCAUUUUUCCCCUACGGGGCCUGCAAACCAUCACGGCCCCCACGGGCGUCCUGCUUACCAUCCACACUGCCGUCAUAUACGCUUUCGCGUAUUUUGCACGGCGGCACUUCUUCUGGCUCUUCUGGCUCACACACAACACGUACCCUGUCUUCUAUGUGCUCAUGGUCUUCCAUGGGUCUGGCAGACUCGUACAGCCUCCAUUCUUCCACUUCUUCUUCCUCGGCCCCUGCCUCCUCUUCGUCCUCGACAAGUUGGUCUCCUUCUCGAGAAACAAAAUCCAGAUUGACGUGAAGAGCGUUACGCACUUGCCAUCCAACGUGACUCUGCUCGAGAUCCGGCGUCCCCCGAACUUCAGCUUCCAGUCGGGGCAGUGGGUUCGGAUCGCCUCCCUGGGCAUCAGCAGCAAGGAGUACCACCCCUUUACCCUGUCCUCGGCGCCCCACGAGGAGAACCUGACGCUGCACAUCCGCGCCGUCGGCCCCUGGACGCACAAGCUCAGGAAAAUCUACAAGGACAAAGCCACCAUGCAGAAGGGAGAAAAGUUCCCACAAAUAUACAUGGACGGGCCCUUUGGCGAGGGACACCAGAACUGGUGGGACUACGAAGUCGUGAUAUUCGUGGCCGGGGGGAUCGGCGUCACGCCCUUUGCUUCCAUCCUGAAGGACAUCGCCUACAAGCUGGAGCACUCCAAGUAUCUCAAGACCAAGAAGGUAAUUUUCCUGUGGACAACGCGAAGCCAAAAGCAGUUUGAGUGGAUGACGGAUAUCCUACGCGCGGUAGAGGCGGCCGAUAGGAGAAACAUCAUUCGCACGCACGUCUUCAUCACGCAAUUCAAGAGCAAGUUCGACCUUCGGACCAUCAUGCUUUAUCUGGCCGAGCGGCACUUCCAGAAGAUCUCGGGCACGUCGCUCUUCACAGGUUUGCGGGCCAUUACUCACUUCAGCAGGCCAGAUUUCACCGCCGUGUUUGCAUCCAUAAAGAAGAAAUAUGGGAGCAUGUCAUCGGUUAUAGGCGUUUUCACGUGCGGCAGCCCCAACCUGAGUCGCGCCGUGGAGCAGAGCUGUCAGGCGAUCAACCAGGAAGAGGGGCCCCUCUUCAGACACUACUACGAGAACUUUUAAUCAGCUGGCCACUACUGUGCUCACAUUUUAUACAACUACAGAAUAAUAGAUGGCAAAUAAGUUUUAAAAAUGGGGAUUAGUUCUUUGAACACUGAUUACUGGAUGUUGUUUCCCAAGGGUUUUAUAGCUACACCACCCUUAAAUUUGUUAUCCUGAGCCUCAAUGGCAACAUUCAGAAAAAGUAUCCAUACUCGUGCCUCUCGGGCCUCGAUCAUAUACCAGGAAGAGCUGUCAGAGAAAACCUAAAUAUGAAUUGAUGUUACGAAUAUUUUGUUUGUCACCUUCAGUUAAAUUACCUACAAAAUUCAAAGUCCAUCUGAAGCCACUUGUAUAUCUUGAUUGUACUAACAAAAAUGUAAUAUCUUCGUGAUGUAAUGCUAAACUGUAAGUGUAUAUUUUAUUCUUUUCAUAGCAAACGUCUCCUUAACAACAUUGCUGUGUAAUAUGAAAAUUAUAUUGGGUGACUGUCAAUCAUUAUUACUCACGCACCAGAUUUUUCAAGUAAAACAGAAAGUUCCGUGUGUCUGGCAGGUGUCUUGCAUCUUCGGUUCAAGUAUUGUGGCUUUGGAAUAAACUAAUACGUUUUUAA
Messenger RNA from Penaeus monodon (black tiger shrimp), 6136 nucleotides. Its product is annotated as dual oxidase-like. The transcript is spliced from 37 exons. The record is from RefSeq and is a predicted model, not a curated record. Gene Ontology annotation, molecular function: peroxidase activity; heme binding; calcium ion binding. NCBI's taxonomy places the organism in Eukaryota, Metazoa, Arthropoda, Malacostraca, Decapoda, Penaeidae. The coding region runs from base 1 to 5547 and encodes 1848 amino acids. Gene Ontology annotation, biological process: response to oxidative stress.